Dryobates pubescens (Downy woodpecker) is the source of this 1875-nucleotide messenger RNA. RefSeq names its product glucokinase regulator (gene GCKR). Gene Ontology annotation, cellular component: mitochondrion; cytosol; nucleoplasm. Bases 1 to 1875 code for a protein of 624 amino acids. The record is from RefSeq and is a predicted model, not a curated record. Lineage: Eukaryota; Metazoa; Chordata; Aves; Piciformes; Picidae. Gene Ontology annotation, biological process: response to fructose; negative regulation of glucokinase activity; carbohydrate derivative metabolic process. Gene Ontology annotation, molecular function: carbohydrate binding; enzyme binding; fructose-6-phosphate binding. The transcript has 19 exons.
AUGCGAGGGAUGAAGAAAUACAGGCAUGUCAUUGAGACACCGGACCCUGGCAGGUGGGAGCUGGUGGGCUACGAGGCUGCCCUGCCUAUCAGUGAGAAGUCCAACCCCAUCACGCGGGAGCUGGACCGGGCUGACCCCAUGCAGAUUGUCCAGCUGCUGAAGGAGUGUGACGCCGAGAUCUUCCAAGAGGAGGAGGAAGCCUUGCUCAACUACAAGAGGCUCUACAGUCAAUCAGUACUGAAGACCAUGAUUGACAUCAUCAACAAAGUGCAGGAGGUGCUGAAGGACCCAGAAAAUGGUCUCAUUGUCCUGAGUGGCAGUGGCACAUCAGGCAGGCUGGCCUUCCUCAUUGCUACUUCCUUUAACAAGCUGCUCAGAGGCCUGGGUCAGCUGCCCCGUUACGCACACAUCAUUGCUGGGGGACACAGAUCCUUGGUGAUGUCUCAGGAGGGACUCGAGGACAGUGCUCUGCUGGGGACUGAGGAGCUGAGGAAGGUCUGUGAUGGGAAGAAGAAAGUGGUUUUCAUUGGCAUCUCCUGUGGUUUAUCUGCUCCAUUUGUGGCAGGGCAGCUGGAUUUCUGCAUGAAUAAUCUGGACAUCUUCUUGCCAGUUCUACUUGGAUUCAACCCUGUCAGCAUGGCUAGGAAUGACAAGAUCGAGGGCUGGCACUCUACUUUCCGCCAGGUUGCUGAACGGAUGCAGAAGCUGCAGGAAUCCCACAAAGCCUUUGUCCUCAACCCUGCUGUGGGGCCUGAAGGGAUUUGUGGCUUUUCAUGGAUGAAAGGCGGAAGUGCCACCAAGAUCCUGCUGGAGACCGUGCUGCUGGCAGCCCACAAGACAGUCUCCAGGGAGAGUGAAAUCUCAGAGAAGUGCCUUGUGGAGAUCCUGAGGACAUACGAACGGGCACAUGAAGUCACCUAUGCUCAGAGCAGGAAGAUAGCUGCUUUAGUGAAGGAAGCAGGUGCAAGUCUGCAGAAGAAGGCCUGUGUGUACGUGCUGGGCUGGCACACGCUGGGUCUCAUCGCCAUCAUGGAUGGUGUGGAGUGCAUCCCAACCUUUGGGGCAGACAAUAAGGAUGUGCAGGGCUUCCUAAUCGGGGAUCAUAACGACAUCUUCAACAAAGAGGUGGACCUAACAUCACAGGGUCCACAGGUGGCUUUCUCUCAGGAGGACUUUGUGAGGAUCAUUCUCCCCUCUCUGACAGAGUUUGACACAGUCCUUUUCCUCUUCACACUGGAUGAUGACCUUGCUGAGGUAGAGGAACUUGUGAUCCAGGUGAAGGAGAAGACCUCCAACAUCCAGGCACUGUCUCAUGCUACAGUUGGGCAAUACCUGCCGGCUUCCCUCAAGAAGCUGUUCCCUGACAUCAUCAGCAUCAUGUGGCCAAUACUGUUCCUGGAGUACGAGGGGAAUUUUAUCCAGAAAUUCCAGCGGGAACUCAGCACCAAGUGGAUUCUGAACACAGUCAGCACCGGGGCCUACGUCUUGAAGGGCAAAAUCCUCCGCAACUGUAUGGUAGACCUGAGGAUCGCCAACUCCAAGCUGUUCUGGAGGGCAGUGUCCAUCCUGCAGCGAUUCACAGGGCACUCCCAGGCCAGGUGUCUGGAUAGUCUCCUGCAGGUUAUCUAUGACUCCGAGGUGGUGUUAGAUGACCUUCGCAACAAAGACAUCUCUACACACAUUCUGAUAGCAACUGAAAAAACCAAGGUUGUUCCCACUGCUCUCUUGUGCCUGUUGAGAAACUGCUCAGUGCAGGAAGCCCGAAUGCGCCUGGACACCUCCCACUCCAUCCGUGCGGCCAUCGAGGCUUCGCUCAAUGCCCCAGGACACAAACGGGGAGCAGAUAUAUCCGAUGCUGCAAGCACAAUCACAUAG